AUGGCCACGCCCCCAAACCUAGCCACACCCCCUCUGCACAAAAUUGGCCACACCCCCUGCUGCAAGGGAGGGGUCGGUGUGGGCGGGGUCAGGGGCGGGGCCAAUGAGGGUGGGGUCUGUGGGUGGAGUCAGCGGGGGCGGGGUCGUGCCACGCCCAGUGCCACGCCCAGUGCCACGCCCAGUGCCACGCCCAGUGCCGCCACCGUCACCCCUGUGCCACCCCCCGAGGUCACCCGGUGCCACCCCCCGGUGUCCCCCCGUGUCCCUGAGCUGCCACCGCCACCCCCUGUGCCACCUGUGCCACCUGUGCCACACGCGCGCGGGCCGGGGCCGGGGGGCGGCGCGUCCCCUCCCGGCCCGGGGGUGGCACAGGUGGCGCAGGUGGCGCAGGUGACGCAGGUGACACCGGCGGGACCGGUCGGGCCCCGCCCCCCGGGCGGUGGCGCUGUCGCUGUCGCUGUCACCGGCGCGGGGUGGCGACAGCCCAGGUGUCACCUGGAGCCCCUCAUUGUCCCCAGGUGUCCCCCCCGGACACGCCCCAGGAAGGGCCGGGACAGAAUUCCCGGCCCGGCUCCUCCCGGCUCCGCCCUUCCCGUCCCGACCCAGGUGAGUCCGAGCCAGGUGAGCCAGGUGAGCUCGAUACAGGUGAGCCCCGAUCCAGGUGAGCCCCCCCUGAUCCAGGUGAGCCCCGAUCCAGGUGAGCCCCCCCUGAUUCAGGUGAGCCCCGAUCCAGGUGAGCCCGACCCAGGUGAGCCCAAUCCAAGUGAGCCCGAUCCAGGUGAGCCCGACCCAGGUGAGCCCGACCCAGGAAUGGCUCCCCGCGCCCGCGGCCUCCCCUGGCCCCGCCCCCCGCUGCUGCUGCUCCUCCCCCUGCUCGCGCUCGGCCCCGCCCACGGAGCCGGCCCCGCCCAGGAGCUCCCCGAGGAGGACGAGUCGCGGAUCAUCGGGGGCCGGCCCUGCUCGGUGGCCCAGCGGCCCUUCCAGGUGGCCCUGACCAAGCGGGGGCAGAUCCUGUGCGGGGGGAGCCUCGUGGGGGCGCGCUGGGUCCUGACGGCCGCGCACUGCCGGCAGCCCACCAGGGAGCUGCAGGUGCUGAUCGGCACCAACACGCUGCGGGCAGGUACGGGCCAGGUGCGCCGCGUCUCGCGCCUCCUGGUGCACCCCGGCUACAACCCCCGGCGCAACGACAACGACUUCAUGCUGCUGCACCUGGACGCACCUGUGCGCUUCGGGCCGCGCGUCAAGAAAAUCCGCGUGGCCACCAGGUGUCCCCGGGCCGGGCAGAACUGCAGCAUCAGCGGCUGGGGCACCACCAAGUCACCUGGAGCCAAGCUGCCGCGGGACCUGCAGUGCGCGCAGGUGCAGACCUUCGGGCCGGAGCAGUGCGCCCGCGCCUACGGCAGCGCCGUCACCCCCAACAUGUUCUGCGCAGGUGUGCCCCAGGGCGGCGUCGACUCCUGCCAGGGUGACUCCGGGGGCCCGCUGGUGUGCGGGGGGUACCUGCAGGGCGUGGUCUCCUGGGGCCUGGCCGUGUGUGGCCAGCGGGGCCAGCCAGGUGUGUACAGCAACGUGUGCCGGGCCAGCGCCUGGAUCCGCCGCGCCAUCGGCGCCGGAGCGCCCGCGCUGACCGCGAGUGACCGCAGUGACCGCAGUGACCGCGAGUGACCGCAGUGACCGCGAGU
Vidua macroura (Pin-tailed whydah) is the source of this 1682-nucleotide messenger RNA. RefSeq names its product transmembrane protease serine 9-like. Bases 1 to 1665 code for a protein of 554 amino acids. The transcript is spliced from 12 exons. Gene Ontology annotation, molecular function: serine-type endopeptidase activity. Gene Ontology annotation, biological process: proteolysis. Lineage: Eukaryota; Metazoa; Chordata; Aves; Passeriformes; Viduidae. The record is from RefSeq and is a predicted model, not a curated record.